This is a messenger RNA of Bursaphelenchus okinawaensis, 3473 nucleotides long. NCBI's taxonomy places the organism in Eukaryota, Metazoa, Nematoda, Chromadorea, Rhabditida, Aphelenchoididae. The record is from the annotation of a GenBank genome assembly.
AUGUGGAUUAGCCCGGAAAAGUAUUGUCCAAAGUAAGAUUUGUACAUGCCAUCUCAUAGUAAAGUAAAGAAAUAUGAUUGUAUUGUUAUUGUUUAUUAUAUCCGAAAAUAUUAAAGAUAGGCCAAAAGGCAAAUACUAGAUAAUAUAUAUUGAAGCAUAUAUGUAUAUAUACGCCUAGUCAAUUUAAGAUGACCGUUAUGUUUAACUUAAAAAUAGUUUUAAAAUCUUUUAUUUUUUUAAGUUCGGAACGCGAUUUGUAGGCUUAAAAUUAGAUUUAAAGCAUAAUUUAUAGGCUUAACGUUAAGUUUAAAAAAGAUGAUUUUUUAGGCUUAAAAUUAAGUUUAAAGCACGUUUUUAGUCUUGGCAUUAGGUUGCAAAAGAUCAGUUUUAGACUUAACAUUAGGUUGAAAAGAUGAGUUUUAGGCUUAGCAAUAGCUUAAAAUGAUGAUUCUUAGGCUUAAAGUUAGGUUUUAAAAAAAUUUUUUUUAGGCUUAUCAUUAUCUUAAAAAGAUCAUUUUUAGGCUUAACAUUGGGUUAAGAACAUGAUAUCUAGGUUUAAAACGUGACUUUUAGGCUUAAAAUUAAGCUAAAAACAUGAUUUUUAAAUUCUAAACAUGAUUUUGAGGCCUAAAGUUUGUUUGAAAAAACAUAAUUUUUAUUUUUUUUUUUUUUUUUAGGCUUAAAACGUGACAUUUAAGCCUACGUUUUGUUUUCGAUAAUAACAAAUUUACAAUGCAUUUUUAAAUAAAAUUUUAAUGUUUCAAAAACAAUUUCGAGCUGUUUUUUUGCACUUAUCAGUGAAAGAUUAGUUAAGGGGCGUGUACUUGAAACAUAAAAACUGUAAAUUACUGUUAUCAUAGCGUUUUUUAGCACAAUCGAAACGACUAUAAAUAUAUAAAAUUAAGCAGAUUGACCUUGUCGUGUCACAAAAUGUCAUUUUACAGCUUUUGUCAUCUUUUUCAUACCUGGCUCUAGCAUACCCCUAUCAUACUAUACUCUAAGCUACCCUACCGUGCCAUAUCUUACCUUACCGUACUAUAUCCUACCCUACCCUACCCUACCCCACCCUACCCUACCCUACCCUACCCUACCCUACCCUACCCUACCCUACCUAGACAUGAGGAACGGGCCGGGCCUAAACCAAAUUUAGAGCGGGCCGGGCCUGAGCAAAAAUUUGAUCGGUCCGAGCCUAACAUUCCGGCCCGGCCCGUUCCUCAUGUCUAACAAUACCCUACCUCACCCUACCCUAACCUACUCAAUCCUGGCUUACUUCACCACCCCCUUCCUUAUCGUUCCUUAUCCUAGACUUUCUGUAGUCCUUCUAGAACCCUACUACCGUAACACCAAUUUUGCGUUACAGUAAUCCUACCAUUAUAAUCAAUCCCCGGGCCUUACUUAAACAUUACCCUAAUACCUAUAGACUAAAGCAAUUUUAAAAUUCACUUUCAGCACCACCAUGACCGACGACCAGCCCCUAAAAGGACAAGUAGCGUUGGUAACCGGCGCUUCUCGUGGCUGUGGCCGAGGAAUCGCCAAGGAAUUGGGCCGGGCCGGCUGUAUCGUCUACCUCACCGCCUUGAGGAUGGAAGACGAAGAUCCUAUGAUUCAAGCCGUACGAGAAAAGUUGCCUACAUUGGAAAGCGUGGCCAAGGAGGUAAAUUUAUAUUUUUUUCAAUAAAUUUAAAAUUUUUACUAUAUAUAGCUUAAAAUGGCAAAAAUUUUAAAAAUCGCCCCAAGGGCAAAUUUCAAAAAAAUUUUAAUUUGAUAAACAAAUCAUUUUGAAAAAAGAUUUUAGGUAGAACAAUUAGGAGGAAAGGCCAACCCAAUAUACUGUAAUCAUGACAGUUCCGAAGAAACGGCCGACGUUUUUGACCGAAUUAAGCGCGAACAAAACGGCCAACUAGACAUCUUAAUCAACAAUGCCUUUGGUGGUGUACCAGUAAGUACCAUUUUUUAUAUUUUUUUUAAAACGUCUUCAAAAAACGACAUUUUUUGUCAUUUUAAACGAAAAUAUUUGAAAUUUUUCGCUAAAAAUUUAAAUUUAAAAAAUUUAAUACCUAAAAUAUUUUUUUCAGUACAUGCUAAAAUACAUGCACACCAAGUUCUUCGACCUGCCUGAAAGCAUCUAUGACACAUUGAACAAUGCCGGCCUAAAAGGCCACUAUUGGUGUGCCAGACACGCGGCCAAACUAAUGGUACCACGAGGAAAAGGUUUCAUAGUCAAUAUCAGCUCAUUCGGCGGCAUCACCUACACUUUUAAUGUCGCUUAUGGCGUUGGAAAGGCUGGGGUAGGCUUAGAAUUUCAUUUAACUUUUUAAUUUAAAAACUUUUUUUUGGUGCAAUAUUAGUUUAGAGCCUAGGAGAACGAUGCACCGUAUUUUACCAAAAAAAAAGUGCCAAACCCCCUUAAAAAGUAAAAAAAAGCCAAAGAACAACAACUAUUUAGAAAAUAAUACCUUAUUAUUAACUGCCAAUGCUUUUUAAAAUCAUUUUACAAAAUUAAAACAGUUAAAAAUGCCAAAAAACAACUUUGACCCCGACGUGAUUCGAACACGCAACCUUCUGAUCUGGAGUCAGACGCGCUACCGUUGCGCCACGGAGUCACACGGCCUUUUCUCUCUUCUUUCGGGUUUUGAAAAGCGAGCCGGUCGUGCUUUUGGGAAACAAACGGAAAAUAAAAAGGAAAAAAGGAUUUUUAUCACUAAUUGGGGUGAAAUGUAUUGUUAUACUAAGUUUUGUUAUGAUAAGGUAAAGUUUAACAUAUACAGAAAAAAAAUGAUAAAAGGCGGGGUAAGACAGAAAAAUAAGGCAGGGUGGAGGAGAUAACGUUAAAUUUUUAAAAACUUUUACAUCGUGAAAAAAUUUUUUCAAAAAAAAAUUUUUCAGCUAGACCGCAUGGCAGCUGACAUAGCUUGGGAACUCAAAGAAUUCAACAUCCCUUGUAUUUCAUUUUACCCCGCCCCGAAUCGUACCGAACUUUUCUCGAAAGAAGUUGGACUGGUGAAGCGUCAAUCCGUAAUUGAAGCCUAUUCCAAAGCAGAAUCGCCAGAAUUCAGUGGAAAAUGUAUUGUAAAGCUGGCUACUGACCCGAAUCUGAUGAAGAAGACCGGUAUGAUACUGAACUCGAUUGAAUGCGGAAUCGAGUAUAAUAUCAAGGAUAUUGAUGGAUGUAGGUUUAUUUUAAGAUACUGUAACUUUCUUUGGUACUGUAGUGUUACACAACACUACUUUGCACUAUGACGUACUAUAUUGCACUAUGAAGUGAUAUACUGUACUAUAAAGUACUAUGAAAAACUAUAGUAAAAUCACUACCUAUUCAUACUAUACCAGUAAGAUACAGUAUUUCAACGCUAGUACAAUCUAAAAUUUUAAAUUUCAAAAUUUCAGCCCAGCCAAACAAUGACUUGUUCACCAAGGAGCACUUUGGCUUUUUGGACAGUUUGAAUAAGACUCGUACUCAAAUGAUGCUGUAA